GACCGUCGGAUCACGAAGCGAUUUCAAUAUGGCUGCCACUGUGAUGCUUUGAAAACGUUUGGAAGAUUCUUUAUUUUACGUCCUAACUUUGCUGGUAGAAAGGAAUUUACGUUAUAAUACACGAUGGCUGAUGCCACGGCAAGGUCGCUGCAAUAUGAGUACAAGGCUAAUUCCAAUCUUGUUUUGCAAGCAGAUCGCUCUUUAAUUGAGCGUCGUGGUCGAGAUGAAGCAACAGGAGAGGUUAUGAGUUUGGUUGGGAAAUUAUCAGGAACAAAAAUGGGAGAUCGCUUCCAAAGAAGUAAACCUGAAGUUUCUGAGGAAAGAAAAUCAAAGAGGAGAAAAGUACAAGAGAAAGAAGAAUUUACGAAAAGCAAAUCAACAUUAUUAUCUGAUGAUGCUGAAGAUCUUGCUGGGAUAAUUUAUCAUCCAAAAACCCGAGAAACAAAGUCAACUUACGAAGUUUUAUUGAGUUUUAUCCAGGCGGCUAUCGGAGAUCAACCUCGGGAUAUUCUAGCUGGAGCUGCUGAUGAAGUUUUGCAUACGUUGAAGAAUGAUAAAAUCCGGGACAAGGAAAAACAUAAAGAAAUUAUUGGUUUGUUGGGCAAUAUGCCUGAGGAACGUUUUGCGUUACUUGUUAAUCUUGGCAAGAAAAUCACAGAUUAUCAUGUUGAACAUGACAAGAUGGAUGAAGAUGAAAUCAUUGAUGACACAUAUGGUGUUGCUGUGCAAUUUGAUGAGGAUGAAGAGGAAGAGAAAGAUUUUGAUAUUAUCCAAGAUGAGGAAGAAUCUGGAGAUGAAGGAGGAGUUGAGGCUGACACAAAUAUGACAUUACAUGGUUGGCAAGGUUCUGGCAAUGAUCAAGCCUUGCAAGAUAUCCUUCAGCCUCGAAGUAUUGAUGCUUUCUGGCUUCAAAGAGAACUUGGUAAAUAUUACACUGAAGCUGAAGCAUCCAGAAUGAAAUCAGAAGAGGUUUUGGAAAUUUUGAAAAAUGCCAGUGAUGAAAUUGAACUUGAGAACAAACUUAUGUUGCUCCUUGGUCAUGACAAAUUUGCAUUGAUAAAGUUAUUAAGAAAGAAUCGUAUGACUGUUUUAUAUUGUACGUUGUUGGCAAGUGCUCAAAGUGCUAAAGAAAAAAAAGAUAUUGAGGAAAAGAUGGAAAUAGAUCCAGACCUGGCACCAAUAUUACAUGCUUUGACAGAAAGUGUUGAAGAAGAUUUGAUUCAGGAAGAAAGAAGUCGUAAAAAAGCUGCUAGAAAUGCUCGAGUAGCUGCUAAUCUUGCUGAAGUGGAAUCAUCUCGUAUUGGAGUUCGUAAUGUGCUAGAUCUGGAGGAAUUAACGUUCAAAGAUGGCAGUCAUGUUAUGGCUAAUAAAAAAUGUCAGUUACCUGAUGGUUCCUUUAGAAAACAGAGAAAAGGCUACGAAGAAGUCCAUGUUCCAGCUUUGAAACCAAAAUCUUUUGAUGAAGGAGAGGCGUUAGUUCCAAUUUCAACUCUUCCUCACUACGCCCAGCCAGCAUUUGAAGGUUAUAAAACACUGAACAGAAUACAGAGUCGGUUACACAACACAGCUCUUCAUCAGGAUGAAAAUCUUUUACUCUGUGCUCCAACUGGUGCUGGAAAAACCAAUGUUGCUUUGCUUUGUAUUCUUCGAGAGAUCAGUAAACAUAUCAACCUGGAUGGAACUAUUAAUGCUGAUGAAUUCAAAGUGAUCUAUGUUGCUCCAAUGAAAUCUCUUGUGCAAGAAAUGGUUGCUAACUUCAGCAAAAGGUUAAGUACUUAUGGUAUCAAAGUGGCAGAACUGACUGGUGAUCAUCAGUUGAACAGAGGACAGAUCAAUGCCACACAAAUCAUAGUUUGUACACCAGAGAAAUGGGACAUUAUAACAAGAAAAGCUGGCGACAGAACAUACACACAGCUUGUGAGAUUACUAAUCAUUGAUGAGAUACAUCUAUUGCAUGAUGAACGAGGACCUGUGCUUGAGUCACUGGUGGCAAGAACGAUUCGACAGAUUGAGACUACCCAAGAAAUGGUUCGAUUGGUUGGCCUAAGUGCUACUUUACCAAACUAUGAAGAUGUUGCAACUUUCAUGAGAGUAAACCCCAGCAAAGGAUUGUAUUUCUUUGAUAACAGUUUCCGUCCUGUUCCACUUGAGCAGCAGUAUAUUGGAGUAACAGAGAAGAAACCUGUCAAGAGAUUGCAGAUAAUGAAUGAUAUUGUGUAUGAUAAAGUAAUGGAAAAUGCUGGUAGAAAUCAGGUCCUCAUCUUUGUCCACUCAAGAAAGGAAACUGGUAAAACUGCACGUGCAGUGAGAGACCUCUGCUUGGAUAAAGACACUCUUGGUAUGUUCUUGAGAGAAGAUUCUGCAAGUACUGAAGUUCUGAGAACUGAGGCUGACCAAGUAAAAAACACUGAAUUAAAGGAUCUUCUUCCAUAUGGCUUUGCCAUACAUCAUGCUGGUAUGACAAGAGUUGACAGAACAUUGGUUGAAGAUCUUUUUGCCGAUAAACAUAUUCAGGUUCUGGUUUCCACGGCAACUCUGGCAUGGGGUGUUAACUUGCCUGCUCAUACUGUGAUUAUCAAAGGAACACAGAUCUACAAUCCUGAGAAAGGUCGUUGGGUGGAGCUAGGAGCUCUUGAUGUUCUGCAGAUGUUAGGUCGUGCAGGAAGACCUCAAUAUGAUUCAAAAGGAGAAGGCAUUUUAAUUACUAGUCAUUCUGAACUGCAAUAUUAUUUAUCUUUAAUGAAUCAACAGCUACCAGUUGAGAGUCACUUCAUAGAAAAGAUUGCAGACAGUCUGAAUGCUGAGAUUGUUCUUGGCACUGUUCAAAAUGCCAAGGAGGCUGUGAACUGGUUAGGUUACACAUAUUUAUACAUUCGAAUGCUACGUAAUCCAACAUUGUAUGGUAUAUCACAUGAUGAUUUGGAGAAAGACAGUCUUCUGGAACAGCGUCGUGCUGAUUUGAUUCACUCAGCUGCUAGUUUGCUGGACAAGAACAACCUCGUGAGAUACGAUCGAAAAACAGGAAAUUUCCAGGUGACAGAACUGGGAAGAAUAGCGAGUCACUAUUAUUGUACUCAGAAUACGAUUGCUGUUUACAACAGUUUACUCAAACCAACUCUGAGUGAAAUUGAGCUGUUCCGAGUCUUUUCUCUUUCGUCUGAGUUUAAAUACAUCACUGUUAGAGAGGAAGAGAAACUUGAGUUAAACAAGUUGUUGGAAAGAGUUCCCAUCCCUGUGAAAGAAAGUAUUGAAGAACCGAGUGCAAAAGUGAAUGUUCUGUUACAAGCAUAUAUAUCUCAACUGAAGCUGGAAGGAUUUGCUCUGAUGUCUGAUAUGGUUUAUGUAACUCAGUCCGCUGGUCGACUCAUUUCUGCCAUCUUUGAGAUCGUCGUGAACCGAGGCUGGGCCCAACUUGCUGAUAAAACUUUGAAUUUAUGCAAAAUGAUCAACAAAAGAAUGUGGCUCUCCAUGACUCCACUUCGUCAGUUUACCAAGAUCCCAAUGGAAGUGAUCAAGAAAAUUGAGAAGAAAGAUUUUCCUUGGGAAAGAUUUUAUGAUCUUGGCACAAAGGAGAUUGGAGAGUUGAUUCAUAUGCCAAAAAUGGGCAAAACUUUACACAAGUUUAUUCAUCAACUUCCAAAACUGGAGCUUGCUACACACAUCCAGCCGAUUACGAGAUCAACGUUGAGUGUUGAAUUGACAAUCACACCUGACUUCCAGUGGGAUGAGAAGGUUCAUGGUUCAUCUGAAGCGUUCUGGAUCUUGGUUGAAGAUGUUGACAGUGAAAUAAUUUUGCAUCAUGAAUAUUUUCUUCUGAAAAGUAAAUACGCAAAUGAUGAACACGUUAUUAAGUUAUUUGUUCCUGUCUUUGAACCACUUCCUCCUCAAUAUUUCAUCAGAGUCGUGUCCAACCGUUGGUUAGGCUCCGAGACCCAGCUUCCUGUGUCAUUCCGUCACCUCAUUUUACCAGAGAAAAACCCUCCAUUAACAGAACUAUUAGAUCUUCAACCAUUACCAGUCUCUGCUCUAAGAAACGCUGAUUUCGAAGUUCUGUACAAAGACAAAUUUCCAUAUUUCAACCCAAUCCAAACACAAGUGUUCAACACCCUCUACAACUCAGAAGAAAAUGUCUUCAUUGGAGCCCCCACUGGAAGUGGGAAAACAAUAUGUGCUGAGUUUGCAGUUCUUCACAUGUUUGCAAUCAAUCCCAAUAGCCGCUGUGUCUACGUCACUCCUCUCCAGUCUCUCGCAGACCAGGUAUUCGCUGACUGGCACAGUAAGUUUAGCCUUCAGUUACAAAAGAAUGUCGUUCUGUUGACUGGAGAAACAAGCGCAGAUCUUAAACUAUUGGCUAAAGGUAAUGUCAUCAUCAGCACACCUGAGAAGUGGGAUGUUUUGUCUCGUCGAUGGAAACAACGAAAAAAUGUUCAGAAUGUCAAUGUAUUCAUAAUGGACGAAUCCCAUCUUAUUUCUGGAGACAAUGGGCCUGUCAUGGAAGUCAUUUGCUCGCGUAUGCGUUACAUUUCCUCACAAAUUGAAAAGAACAUUCGUAUUGUUGCCCUGAGUUCCUCUCUUGGCAACUCCAAGGAUGUGGCCCAGUGGUUAGGAGCUCAAGCGACUGGUUUAUUUAACUUUCAUCCAAACGUUAGACCUGUUCCAUUAGAAUUACAUAUCCAGGGUUUCACAAUCACACACACUGGCUCAAGAUUAAUUGCAAUGGCUAAGCCGAUAUACCAAGCAAUUAUGAGACAUUCUCCUAAGAAACCUGUCAUUGUGUUUGUUCCUUCAAGACGUAAUACUAAACUUACUGCUCUUGAUUUACUCACUUUCUCAGGAGCUGAUAACGACGCACAAAGGUUUCUGCACUGCACAGAAGAAGAUCUGAGACCAUUCACAAGUCGUCUUAACGAUAAGACCCUGAAAGAAACGCUGACAUAUGGAGUGGCUUUUCUUCACGAAGGAUUGUCUGAUACAGAGGUCAAGAUUGUUGAACAACUGUUUGUCUCAGGCGCUGUCCAGGUGGUAGUGGUGUCACGCAAUUUAUGCUGGGCGAUCAGUGUGAACGCGCAUCUUGUGGUAAUCAUGGACACGCAGUAUUACGAAGGCAAAAUACACGCUUAUGUGGACUAUCCAAUCACGGACAUUCUGCAAAUGGUUGGAAAAGCCAAUCGUCCUUUGCAAGACGAUGUUGGUAAAGCAGUCAUUCUUUGUCAGGGAUCUAAGAAGGAAUUUUUCAAGAAAUUCCUUUAUGAACCUUUACCAAUCGAGUCCCAUCUCGACCACUGUCUUCACGAUCAUUUUAAUGCUGAAGUCGUUACAAAAACAGUUGAGAACAAACAAGACGCUGUCGAUUAUCUUACCUGGACAUUCUUGUAUCGCAGAAUGACGCAAAAUCCAAACUACUACAAUUUACAAGGAGUAACUCAUCGUCAUCUUUCUGAUCAUAUGUCUGAGUUAGUCGAGAACACGUUGAGUGAUUUAGAUCAAUCAAAGUGUAUUUCUAUCGAAGAUGAUGUCGACGUUUCGCCGCUCAAUUUGGGGAUGAUCUCAGCAUAUUACUACAUCAAUUAUACAACGAUCGAACUGUUCAGUGUAUCUCUGAAUAAUAAAACAAAGCUCAAAGGUCUGAUUGAGAUCAUUGCGUCAGCUUACGAAUACGAAAACCUUCCCAUCAGACAUCAUGAAGACACUACACUAAAACAGCUAUCCACACGUGUUCCUCACAAACUCGCAAGUCAGAAGUUCAAUGAUCCGCAUGUCAAAGCGAAUUUGUUACUGCAGGCUCACUUAUCACGACUGCAGUUGUCAGCAGAGCUACAGUCAGACACCGAGAAUAUUCUUGGAAAGGCAAUGCGCUUGAUUCAAGCUUGUGUUGAUGUGGUCAGCAGCAAUGGCUGGUUGUCCCCAGCCUUGGCAGCUAUGGAACUUGCACAAAUGGUCACACAGGCGAUGUGGAGCAAGGAUUCGUACUUGAAACAGAUUCCUCACUUCAGCAAUGAGUUAAUUAAACGUUUUACGGAGAAGGAAGUAGAAAGUGUCUUUGAUGUGAUGGAAUUAGAAGAUGAAGAAAGAAAAGAUAUGUUGAAGAUGGAAGAUAGUCAAAUGGCGGAUGUGGCAAGAUUUUGUAAUCGUUAUCCUAACAUUGAAUUGUCUUAUGAAAUUGAAGACAAAGAUAACAUCAAAGCUGGUUGGCCCGUGGUUGUUCUUGUUGAUUUGGAGAGAGAAGACGAACAAAGCGGCGCUGUCAUCGCACCAUUUUUCCCUGGAAAACGAGAGGAAGGCUGGUGGCUUGUUAUUGGUGACUCCAAGGCAAACAGUCUGAUUUCGAUCAAACGAUUGACACUACAACAGAAAGCCAGAGUGAAGCUUGAUUUUGUGGCACCAUCACAGACUGGCAAUCAUUCAUACGUCUUGUACUUCAUGUGUGAUGCAUAUCUUGGAUGUGAUCAGGAAUAUACGUUUAAGAUUGAUGUAAAACAACCUGCUAGUGAUGAGGAGAGCGAAGAGAGUGCUUAAAAUUGUCCUAUACAACUGAAGAUCUAACCAAUCCUCCGGAGUAAUCCGUGGAGUUUGGUGUUGAUAGACGAUGCUAUUGCCGAUUGCUAUGACACACACCAAAGGUCGUCCAAUAUGUAGUGCCUUUGAUCUAUGCUUGUUCAGACAAUCCUGUGUAUUUUUUUGUACUUAUAUAAUACUAGCAGAUCACUGUACUAGAUUUACGUUCUUAAGAGUUUUACAUCAUAGGAACUCCCAGUGUAGGUACUUCUGUUUGUGAUUUUCAAAAUACCUGAACAAUAUAAAGCUUUUUUAAAA
This is a messenger RNA of Dendronephthya gigantea, 6813 nucleotides long. Its product is annotated as U5 small nuclear ribonucleoprotein 200 kDa helicase-like. The transcript has 46 exons. The record is from RefSeq and is a predicted model, not a curated record. The coding region runs from base 124 to 6516 and encodes 2130 amino acids. Gene Ontology annotation, molecular function: nucleic acid binding; ATP hydrolysis activity; ATP binding. Gene Ontology annotation, cellular component: nucleus. NCBI's taxonomy places the organism in Eukaryota, Metazoa, Cnidaria, Anthozoa, Malacalcyonacea, Nephtheidae.